UGCACUCACUAGACACUCAGAGGGAAACAAAUAUCAAAGUGGUAUGUGUCGUAGAAGUCAGGAACAGAUUGGCUAUCAAUUAUGCGGGCGAUGACGAGGUGGGCAGCCGUCGGCGAACUGCGGCUUCGGCCUCGGCACAAGACAACGCGAACGAACGCUUCGUUCGUCGCGUGCUCGCUUUCUUCCUCCUUAACACAAUUCGCAUGUUCAGUCAGACUCCGCGAAAGCAACCCUCUCAAGCUGCUGCUAAUGAUAGCAGUCUUUAGAGGACAAGAACAGGCACAAGGCUCCCAUCUUACGUACGAAACGCGUCAAGUCCAGGAAUCCGAACCCUUUCUUUUGUACCAAGUACAUCUCACCAGCACUUCUGCCAGAGUCCAAUGUAAUUGGUCUUUUUCCAUAUUGGUGGGAGACACAGCAUAACGAUAAGCUUGCUAAGCUUCUGUCCAAGGUUUUGUCGUCCUCGUA
Molecule: messenger RNA, 468 nt
Organism: Aureobasidium pullulans EXF-150
Lineage: Eukaryota; Fungi; Ascomycota; Dothideomycetes; Dothideales; Saccotheciaceae
Exons: 1
Coding region: 82-423 (113 amino acids)
Source: RefSeq, a predicted model, not a curated record